UUUGUUUGAAUAUAACUAUUGAAGCGAACAAAAGUUUAGUCAUGUUCUCAUCAAAACACUGUUCUUUAUAAUUAUAUCUUCAAUCGCUUAUUUCCAAUUUCUGUAAAUCAAUUCAGAAAGUUAACGGGAUCUGUGUAACACCCAACAUGAUUUUGACGCUUCAUCACAGUCAUUUGUUCAUCAUCUGAACUUGGCCGAUGGCCGAAGACGGCCAAAGAUGGCAGCUUCCUUGUGUUCGAGUCAAGUGAUAAACAAUAAAUUGAGUGAAAUUUUAAGAAGACGCAUUUGCCUAAAACAAGUACAAUUUGGUACAUACUCAAAUCGUCGAUUACUUUCUAAUUUAGGGGCAAGAAAUGUUCCUUUCGAGGGCGUUCCACGGCAAGAUAGGUACCCAAAUUUUGAUGUUUUCUGUGAGGCUGUGAGGAGCUCACAUUCGCACAAAUAUGUGUAUAGUAGUUGUAGUAAACUCUAUAGUGGAGCAAAUGAAAGGACUCAGAAUAUUAGUGGUCAUAUUUUGCAUACAGGAAAAUACACACACUAUAGUAAAGAUAGAGGGAAAACAGAGCUUAUGAUAUCACAAAUAAGAUGGAAUUCAAGUGGUAACCCGGCAAAAAGUUUGCCCCCUUUGAUGAAUUUCCCAGAAAUAGUCUGGCCUAGUGUCAUUAAAACUGUGAAGAACAGAGUUUUAUCUAGUUUUAUUAUUACUCCAUAUUUUGAUAGAGAGUUCCGUCUCUCAGACUUUGUUCAAGGCUCUAAACAGGCUGUGCAGUGUGUAUCAAGCUACUUGUCGAGGGGAGAUUACAAUUCUUUGGAAGGUUUAGUGACUAAAGAUGCCUUAAGUGAAGUAAAAAGAAACAUGUCUUUAUUCUCUGUUGAACAAAGACAUGAUUUGUUUGUAGAUAAAGAAGAUAUUUAUUUUUCAUUUCCAUAUCAAAUUGGAAUUAUGUUCAAUGAUGAUGACCAGAAUCAGCAAAGAUUUGUGGAAAUUACAAUGGUGUAUCACAUACUUCAUGGUUUGAAGGAAAUGAGAGCUCAAGAUAUAAAUCCUCCAUUAAAUCUAGGGAUGCUGCCUGAAUAUCAAGAUAAACUUCAUCUUUGCAACUAUCGCUUUAUUCGUGAAUUUACUAAAGGUGUUGAAAGUGAUUGGACUGUAAAUGUUGUGAACCAUUUUAAACCAGUAGAUCAAAUCAGAUCAUGAAUAAAAUUGAAAAAAAUGUGCAUUGACUAUACAUUAUUGUAUUUUUGUCAUGUUUAGUGAGAUAAUAAUGGUUAUAAAGGAUUGGUAAUGCACAAAUAUUAAAUGUUUUUUAUGGACAUAUUUUGUUAUUUAUUUAGUUACUUUAAAACAUUCCUUUGCCUUCCUAAACAUUACUUAUAUUAUUAUCUGAAAGAUUAUACAAUAAAUAGUAAUUUCUCUACCACAUCAAUUUCAAAUCAGAAUUAAUUGAUUGAGCAUGCCUUUUACUUUCAGACAUAAUUUAUUUCUUGUUACUUUUUGUUCAUUUAUUUGAUAAAAAACAUUUAAUAUAUAUUUUUAUAAUGUGACAGUAUUUCAUGUAGAUCAUUAUUGAAGGUGUGCAUGUGGGUUUUUUAAAGUUGCAUUAUAACUUCUUGGUCAAAUAGCAACCAUUGUGAUUUUUAAGAUGGUAACUGUAAAGGAAACACACAAGGAUAACAUGAACUCUCACAUUCAUGCAGGUUUUGAAACUGCAACACUUCAAAUCAAGGCAGACAUUACCCUUCAGCCUUAGCAACCUCAGCUAAGGGAGCAUUUAUUGUGGUUUGUGUGUUAACUUGGUAUAUACUUUUUAUUUUUCCCUUUUCCCGAUCCCAAAUGAAAAUCUAAUACCAGUCAUAAAAAUUUGAAUUUUUAUGCAUGCGAUGGACUGUAGAUGCAUAUUUUGAAUUUCAACAGUUUUUUUUUAAUAAUUAUGCUCCAAAUUGUUGAUACAUACUGAAGAGAGUACUCUUUCUGUUGUUUCUGUAUUUGAAUUUUAUUCUUAUAGAAGUUGAGAUACAACAGUGUCAAAUUGUCCUAAAUGCUUGAUCGUCUAGAAAUGUUAAGAACUGUAAAUUGUGUGAAUGUAAUGUCAACAAUUGUGGAAAGUAACCUUUUAAUAGAUAAACUGCCCAAUUCAAAUAAGGAGGUCUCGUAAGAAAUAAAUAAAACAAGUGUGUUUCAUUAUAUUAGCAUAUUGCUUUUCUAAGAAAAUGUAACGUAGUGUAGUGCUAUAUAUGUUCAGAGAUGUCAUUGAUGUUGAAACAUGUACAAGCUAUACUCGGCAAGAUGAAAAUCUGAUUGAUAUUUUCCCAGUUGAAGAAUGAAUCAUUCAUGAAUUAUUAACUGGUAAAGGUGGCUCAGGGGGCAACUGAUGUCAUUGCAGUGCCUUUGACUGGAAGGAUGCAGGGUUCAAGUCCUGACCGUGACAGGUUUUUUAUCACUAGCUGUAUCAAGUUCAGGUGCUGUCUGGAAGAGAAUUCAAGUGGCCAGUUGAUCUGAUCUGAUGGUUUCGCAUGGUUUCUUCAAUCAACAUCAAGCAAAUGCCAGAACAGUGCGCUAACAAACAGACUGUGUGUGAUCUUUCCUUCUUCUUCCUUGUCCUAUUAUCUCACCUCAAACAUGUACACUCACAUUCCAUACAGUAUCACACAUGUCGGGAGCUUAGAACUCGACCUGGUUGGGGUGGUACCAUGGGCUUCUGGGAGAUUCCUGGUUGGGAAAAAUUCCUGCAAGUCAUUGUAGGUUGGUACCGGAUCUCACCAGCCAGCAGAGAAGAUUACAGCCUUGCCCUGCAAUAAAGCAUGCACUACACUUAUGGGACGAAUGACUUAUCCGUUAGUAUGCCCAGAAUCACUAAUCAAUCAUAAUGUUAUAAUUUAUAAUAAAUAUUAUACUUUCUACAAUAUGAUUCUGUGCUCACAAAAACAUCAUUAAAUCAUACAUUAAUGCUUUGACAGAUUGUAUGUUUCAUUAGUGACAUUUUUUAAAAUUAAAAGAGAA
This is a messenger RNA of Gryllus bimaculatus (two-spotted cricket), 3001 nucleotides long. Lineage: Eukaryota; Metazoa; Arthropoda; Insecta; Orthoptera; Gryllidae. The record is from the annotation of a GenBank genome assembly.